This is a messenger RNA of Aspergillus pseudotamarii, 1385 nucleotides long. RefSeq lists its product as uncharacterized. The transcript has a single exon. Bases 66 to 1151 code for a protein of 361 amino acids. The record is from RefSeq and is a predicted model, not a curated record. NCBI's taxonomy places the organism in Eukaryota, Fungi, Ascomycota, Eurotiomycetes, Eurotiales, Aspergillaceae.
CCUCACCCCAACGCCUUAUCCCAUGCAACGAUUACGUGUAAGCGCGAGAGACUAAUAUCCCAACCAUGCGAAUAUUGCUCCUGCUCCUAAUACAAGCUGCCGUGGCAGCAGCCGCCGCCGACCAAUUCCAGCACUGGUACAAACAAUUCCGCUCGCAGAUUGAAUUCGUCCUCAACAACAACUGUUCCGAACAAUACCAAAACUACCUCAACAAAACCCCCGGCUUCGACCCGGAAUACCAGCUCUGGUAUGACCCGACAAAAGGCAGUGCCUUGACCGCACCCCUGGUCUCUUGUAUGCUAAGCAACCUCCCGGAAAAUGUGAAAGCCAAUAUGGCCAACGCGGGGGUCAUCCUUGGCCUCCUCCCGACCAUGCUCUCCAUGCUCGGUUCCAACACCGUCGACACAGCAAUCCUGGCACGGGUCGCAGGCCGACCAUUCCUCUCGCUAUGUCUGGCCCUGGGAUCACCGGCAGUGCUACCGGACCGACCCUUCGAAUACCCCAACGUGAAAGCACUCCUCGGCGCCGACGGGAUCAAGAAAAGGAUACCCAUCCCCAAACCGGGCAGGGGCACAUGGAUCCUCAUCUCAGUGCUCGAGUAUAUCGUCGCGUUAGGCGCUGUCGCGAACAUCGCGACCGUCUGCUACCAGCUAGGCAUCCAGUGCAUAUGCAACUACGCGACGGAAGUCACCACGCAGCCACUCAUUUGGGCGUUCAUCAUCGCCCUCAUUCAUAUCGGGGGAACCAUCGCUCUCUCACUCCGCUACCGCGUUAUCCGAACCCCUGUACAAGAACCCCGUAUUGCGCGGCCGAGUUGGUUUCGGAGAUAUCUCGUCCGGGAAAUAACUCCAUCGUUGUACUCUACUCCACCUCCGGACGUCGACGAGAUCGAAGAGUCAUAUCUAUUUCUCCUGCUUUCAUGGUGCGUCUCCACCGGCGCGGUGGUUCAUAUCCUGUAUGGGACGAUGGUGCUUUCCAGCUUGUUGUUCAUUUCAGUUCAAGAUGCACUCGCGAACGCAGGGCGGUUUCUUGCGUCUGUUGUGUGUUGUCGCGCUGUGUUGGCAUAUGAACUUGCUGGGUUGAGGCAGGCGAAGGCUGGGAAGAUGGGGGAUGGGGAGGGAUCCGAGGCCUUUCAGUUGAGGCGGAGGUGAGAGAGAGCUAUACUAAGGGUGUAAUAAUGCGCUAUUAGGUAGAGAAUUCAUUUCAACACUUUAAUAGUGUUCUUCAGUAAAUAACUGUACCAGUAUUAAUUAUCGCGAUUGUAUAUCCCAAGUUCAAGAGACUGAGAUGGACGACGUGAUACGGGUAGACUCCCGGAUCUUCGGACAGGAUUAUAUAUAUCUGAAAUCCUUCUGUCCGGGAACUAACUUCGUAUGCUGUGUUGG